AUGGUGGUUUGGAGCCGUUUUAUGUCGAAAAAGGUUUUAUCAGGCACAGUGCUCGGUUUGGUGGUUAGUGCAUCGGGAUAUUGGUACGUUACGAACACCAUCGAACGCCGGAUGGUGGAAAAUUCCUUCACAACCAACUAUGAACCGUCACCUUGCGCGAAAUGGGAUUGGAACUGGGAUCACCGUGACCCAAAGAGCUUGGUAAAACCACUCAAAAAGGUUGAUGAUCCAGAAUCGCAGAACGAUUACAACAAGGCAGUGGAAAUGAAAAGGGGCCGUGCGAUUCGUCAUUUGAUACUGGUGCGCCACGGUCAGUACAAUCUCGAUGGUCUGAACGAUAGCCAGCGUACGUUAACCGAGCUUGGACGUAAGCAGGCCGCGCUGAGUGGCGAGCGGCUGAUGCAUCUCGCACUACCGUACGAUGAAAUUGUCCGUUCGACGAUGACCCGUGCACAAGAGACGGCAGAAAUCAUUGGCAAAUCGCUGGCACAUCUAAAGCUCGUCAAUUGUCCACUGCUAGAGGAAGGUUCGCCCAUUCCUCCUGAGCCGCCGGUUGGUCACUGGCGUCCAGAAGCAUCGCAGUUCUUCCAGGACGGUGCUCGAAUCGAAGGAGCAUUCCGGAAGUAUUUCUACCGAGCCGAUCCGUCCCAAAAGUCGGACUCGUACACCAUCAUCGUGUGUCACGCCAACGUGAUACGGUAUUUCGUGUGUCGCGCUUUACAGUACCCCGCCGAAGGAUGGUUGCGUAUUUCGCUUGGCCAUGCAUCACUUACCUGGGUUUCGAUCUACCCUGAUGGACGGGUGUCACUGCGUACGCUGGGCGAUUGUGGUCACAUGCCGAAGGAAUGUCUUACGCGAUAG
Anopheles maculipalpis is the source of this 861-nucleotide messenger RNA. It is a transcript of the gene Pgam5, whose product is annotated as serine/threonine-protein phosphatase Pgam5, mitochondrial. Lineage: Eukaryota; Metazoa; Arthropoda; Insecta; Diptera; Culicidae. Bases 1 to 861 code for a protein of 286 amino acids. The record is from RefSeq and is a predicted model, not a curated record. The transcript has 3 exons. Gene Ontology annotation, cellular component: mitochondrion. Gene Ontology annotation, biological process: positive regulation of mitochondrial fission.